Molecule: messenger RNA, 350 nt
Organism: Cylindrotheca closterium
Lineage: Eukaryota; Bacillariophyta; Bacillariophyceae; Bacillariales; Bacillariaceae
Source: the annotation of a GenBank genome assembly
AUGCAACGAGCUGUUGUUGACAGGAGUGGAACUAGCACUUCUGGUACUACUGAUGUAACCGGUUCUUAUGUGGUACGAGGCAGAUCUGUCGCUGAUGGACAAUCUGAUGGUAGGAUUACAGGAUGGAACCUUGCCCAAGUACGCGUAAGACCGAUCCUGAAGAAGAAAGCAGUCUCCACUGAAGAUAGGGGAGAGUUGCUAAUGAAGAAAUGGCAAGCACAAAUAGAAGCUGCCAGUACUUUCAAGGACGAUGACAGCAUGGUCAGCGAUGGAAGCUUGAACAUGCAGAUCUACAAGUCGACCUCAAAGAUGGAUUCAUUGAAGCACUGUUCUCAAUGGACCAAAGACAA